AGCCCGGGCAGCGCUGUCGGCUCUGGGCAGAACCGCGACCCCAGGUACUGUGAUGAGCAUAAAGGCCCCGGCGGCAGUCGCGUACCUUGAGCUCACGGAGACUACAACUCCCACCUCGCAUUGCUCCACUGCCCGCCGGCCCUGGGCUGCGGUGCCUGCUGGGAGUUGUAGUCGCGCCACGGCAUUGGCCAGCGCUGUCAGCUGAUCCGAAGGAAGGGUUCCCCGUCCAAGAUGGCGGCGAGCUGCUGCGGGGCUGGGGGCGGCGGCUCUGCCUGAGGAGAAUGGCGGGAGCGAAGCGGGAGCUGCGCGUCCUCCUGGCCGCCCUCUCGGGGGAAGCGCGGGGCUCCUUGCGGGACGCGGCCCUGGUCCGGCUGAGCAGGGGCCAGGACGCUCUGGGCAGCCUCCUGGUCCCUGGUGGGAUCUACCUGGAGCCGCUGGUGCCGAGCGGAGGCGGCAGGGCCCGGGGCAGCGUCCUUCCGGGAGACUGGGCUGACUUCAUGUGGGAGAAAUCUGAAGAUGAUCUGCAAGCAGCCAAGACAAAAAUACUGGCUCUUAAUAAAAGCCAUGAACUGUUUGUCUAUGAAAUCACUGUAGAAGAUGGAAAAUACAACCCGAUUUCCCUGCACAGUUGUAAGGAAGACACACUUAAAAAGCUCCUUGAACUUAAAAACAUUAGUCUGUCUUCCGUUUUCUCUUUGAGGAUACUGUCUUUUCGAAACAACAAAUGCAGACUUCUGCUCAAUAAGUUCGUUGUUGUGCAUCUCACCUUUCCUGGACAGGACUCGCCCUUAGAGACGUGCGACUGCUUCACCCUCGAUUUGCGACCACGAGUUUUGGACAGAAUAACAGAUACACACUUCUGCAGGGGGAUCCUGUUUCUCUUAGAUAGCUCUGGCUGGAUUUACGUAUUUGACUCUUUUGAUGGUGCAAAUCUGGCAAACAUCAACGUAGUGCUCUGGCAGGCUGGGGACAGGAGCCCGGCUGUCACAUCGCCACUCGCUGCCGUGACAGUGUCGCAAGAUCUCGGUGUUGCUGUGGUCACCAGCUCUUCCAGCUGCGCCAUCGCGGUGGAUCUAAACAUGUACUUCAGACAGUUCCCCGGGCAUUUGCUCUGUAAGAAAGAUCCUGAAAAUCUGGCGGUGAAGCCUCCGGAGGGACUGGACGAGGAUGACCUGGCCAGUUCUGAGCGGAGCAUGGAGCUGUUGGCACGGCCUUUCCGCACAGACAGGUCCUGGAAGGCACAUUUGUCCUCGCUGCGUGACACAGUAAGGAGAAGAAAACCAGGUUCUCCAGGCUUGACAGAUGACUUGAAUUUACCUUGGUAUCAGUUUUUUACCCAUCUUGAAGUUCAUGACCCUGAAUUCUAUGAAAAUUCAGAGAAGUUGGUGGCUUUUGUUCCACGUGUUGUUACAUGGGCCCCUUCCAAACGAGGACAAAGCUAUGGUACAAACCUCAGCGAUGCAGGACGGCAAUGGAAACAAAUCCCCGUGGCAGCACCACAAGAAGUGGUGAAACUGGAGUGUAAACUGGUAACCAGCGUUACCGCCCUGUUUGUCAUGUUAACCAAUGACCAGGGACUGACUCUUGCUCUCUGGGAUUUGGAGUCGCAAGAUGUGACGCAUUACCACUUUGGUAAACAUAGCGUUUACGUGGAUUGCAGUGAAGAGGUGCCGUUGUGUCUAAUUCUGACAGAGCGUGGUCUCUCCUUGGUUCUCUUUGGCUUAACUCAAGAAGAGUUUUUGAAUAGAUUGAUGAUCUAUGGCAGCGCUGGCGUUGUAGACUCUGUUUGUCGUCUCAAUGGAUGGGAACAGUGUUCAAUUCCAGUACAUGCGCUAGAGGCAGGUUUGGAAAAUCGUCAACUCGACACAGUAGACUUGUUUUUAAAAAGCAAAGAAAGUCUCUUUGAUCUGGCUGCCCCCUGCCCUGGAGUGGAGCAGUCUGCUGGUGGUGUGUCCCAGUCUUACCUCAAAAAUUUGGAAGAGCUGAGACCAGCUUUAAACUUACUUUGCUCAGCAAUCAGAGAAAAUGAUAUGGACCCUCACUUUUCUGAGCAGCUGCUAAACCUCACAUUGACAUUCCUUACCAAGCAACUUGAAGAAAUUUUUGUGUACACAGAAGAACCUGAUGAAUUCCUGCAGAAGGCUGCAGAUAUUUUAACUGAUUACAUUAUUAAACUUAGAAAAUUUCUGAGAAAAUAUCCUCAACCACAAAUAACCAUAGGACAUAUAGAGAGAGGUCAUGAUGAAGACUUACCUGCAUUAGAAGAAAGCCACAUAUGGGAAAAACUGACACCAGAGGAAGUCAUUGCUGAGGCCAUCUUAAGCAACAAAAUACCAGAGGCCCAGAUCUUCUUCCAAAUCCAUCAACAUCCUGCUCAGAAUUUUCCAGAACUGAUUCAGACAGGUUUGAACCUGGUCUAUGACUGUCUUCUGAAGAAUGAUACCAGAGAGGCCUCAGAGCUUUUGAGAAAUAUGGGCUUUGAUGUGAAGGAAGAAUUCCGUAAAAUAUGUUUCUACACAGUUGAUAAACGUGUACGAGAUUUGUUGGUGAAAGUUUUACGAGAAGAAAAUUAUUUUUCUGAAAAAGAGAAGAAAAUGAUAGACUUUGUGCAUCAGGUUGAAAGCUUUUACUCGGAGUCCUUCCAAGAAAAUAAAGAGAUUCAGUCUCUUUCCAGUUGGAAGAGCUGGGGAAAAGAGCAGGACUUUUCCAGACAUGCAGCCGUCCUGGACUCGCUGUUGAAUUGCAGCAGACAUCGGGUUCAGCACCGGAGGGUCAGGAUGGUGUUUGACUGGGCCCAGAGCUGGGAUGAGCUUACACAGGAAAUGAUUCUUCUCCCCAGAAAACCACGCCAAGAGCUCAAGACGUGCAAUCCUGAGGUUCUUUGGAGGCAUUUGACAGCCCAGCAUGAUUGGGUUAGCAUUUGUUCAUGGCUUGAAGAAUCUGAGCCCAACCAGGCUUUGUGUGGACAAGAGAACUGGCCUCCUCUCACUCCAGACAUUAUUGACCAGAGCACAUUAUGCAGCAGCUAUAUGAGAAACGAUAUAUUGAACAUGCUGGCCAGAAAGGGGAUUUUUGUCUGUUCUGAGUUGGAAGAUUUUGAACUUCUGCUCCAAAGACUGUCCUACGUUGGGGGAGUACUGCAAAAUCCUCCCCCUGUUCCGACAUACAGUGCUGCAAGCGGUUUGGACUUCCAUGCUCGCUUUGUCCUUCACUGUUUAGAACACAAUUUGCAGUAUCUGUUAUACACUUACUUAGACUAUUACAGUUUAAGUCCUUCAAAUUGCCCAGUUUUGGAUAAGAAGGAACUGCAUGAAGCUCACCCCUGGUUUGAAUUCCUCGUGCAGUGCCGAGGGGUGGCCGCUAACCCACGAGAUCCGAAGAUGAUUUUUCAGGCCAGUCUAGCAAACGCUCAGAUCUUGAUUCCCAGUUCCCAAGCCGGUGUGAGCAGCAUGCUGCUGGAAGGACGGACGCUCCUCGCACUUGCUACUACCAUGUUUGCACCCGGGGGUAUUGAUCAGGUUCUUCAGAAUGAAGACACGGAAAAACCUCUAAAGAAAGUUGAUCCGCAGCUCUUAAAAAUGGCCUUGGCUCCCUACCCCAAGCUCAGAGCUGCUCUCUUUCCCCCAUGUACGUCUCAUGGAAUUUUGCCACCUGACAUCUCUCUUUACCACCUAGUUCAGUCAUUAGUGCCCUUUGAUCCCACUAAAUUGUUUGGCUGGCAGUCAGCAAAUACUCUUGCUGUAUCAGAUGCAUCAAGUGACUUUCCUCAUUUUUCAUCCCCUGAACUGGUGAACAAAUACGCUAUAAUGGAGCGACUGGAUUUUUUAUACUAUCUGCACCAUGGACGUCCAUCAUUUGCUUUUGGUACAUUUUUGGUCCAGCAGUUAGUGAAGAGCAAAUCUCCCAGGCAGCUGAUCCAGCAGGCAGGGAACGAGGCCUGGAUCUUAGCUCUUUCUUUCUUCAGCGUCCGGUCGGUAGGAGCAGCCUGUGUGUGUUUUCUGGAAUUGCUCGGCCUUGACAGCCUCAGACUCAGAGUUGAUCUUAAAGUUGCAAACAUGAUUUUCAGUUACAGAACGAGAAAUAAAGAAUCUCAGCACAAUCAAAUAAGAGAAUCUUUGGUUGAAAAGUUAACAAAAUUGGCUGAUGGUGAAAAAGCAGCAGCAGCAGCAGUUCUUAUCUCCUUAGAAGAAGCCUUUUGGGAUGCAGUUGAGCAUCAAGGAAUAAAAAAGACGUCUAGUGACUCUAGAAGGCAGUGGUCUUUGGUAAUGCAGUUCUGUAAACUCCACAAUAUCGGGCUGAGUACAUCUUACCUAAAGGAAUGUGCCCAAUCCAACGACUGGCUGCAGUUCGUGGUGCAAGCGCAGCUGUACAGCUACCAGCCGGACGAGGUCAUUUCUGUCCUUCAGGAUUUCAGUCCUGUUUUACAAGAUCAUUUGACGCUGGCAUUGGAGAAGUUCCCGCUGUCACAUCCAGGGAGCCCUGGUAACAGCCCUGCUGGGAUGGCCAAGGGCCAACGUGCAGAGAGUCUCUUCCAGGUCCUGUUUCAGUGCCAGGGGAACCCCAGCCCCUGGCGGUACCUUCUGGCUGAAGGGCUGAGAGAACACGUGCCCGUUCUGAGCGUCUUUGCCACCUGCUUCCAAGAUGCAAACAUCAUUCACUGUCUCUGUGUUUGGAUAAUCACUACUGUGGAUGACACCACCAGAGCUGAAGCAACAAACCACAUUGAAAGCUCAGUGGAAAAUCACCAAUGGGACCUUCAUGACCUAUCGGUUAUCUGGAAAGUCUUUUUAAGAAAGCAAAGGAGUAAAACACUUCUAAAUGGCUUCCAGCUCUUUUUAAAGGAUUCCCCUUUACUGUAUAUACUGGAGAUGUAUGAACUAUGUAUGAACUGCAAAAAGUACAAGGAGGCAAAAACCAAACUGGACAAGUUUCAGGAAAGCCUCACAAAACUUAAAACUGAAGAUGAACCAGCAGUGUCAGAAUUACCUGUGCAGUGGUUGGAAUCACAAGCGUUGUUUCUUCUCGAGUUGAUGAUGCAGCAGUGCAGGACGGAAUAUGAAUUAGGAAAGCUCUUACAGCUCUUUGCUGCAGCAGAUCAUCUGCCACUCAACGGCCCUUACGUGAAGAAACUCUGUGCACUGAGUGAGACCCUGAAGGAUUCCUCCAUCCCAAUUAACCGCUCCAUCCUAACCAGUUACAGCAUAGAGACGUUCCAGAGCGAGUGCAGGUCCAUUCUGGAGCAGCUGCAAGAGAAGGGAAAGUUCUCCCUGGCUCGGCAGGUCGCAGCAUUGGCUGGAUUGCCCGUGGACAACAUAGUUACCCAAGAGGUUCUAAGAGAUCUACAUCAUUUAAGAGACCUCGGACAGUGGCAUCAGAACCAGACAAGAAUUGAAUUCUGGAAAAAGUGUAAUGACAACUUCAUGAAAAAUUCAAUCUCCAGCGGAGCUGCGUCUGACUUUUUUUUGAAUCAGGCAAACACAGUAUUUGAAUCUUUAGCUCAUAAGAAGAUAAACAGCAUCAUGGAGAGACACUUGUUGCUUACCCUGGCUGGCCACUGGCUAGCCAAGGGUGACUCGGUGUCACCGCACGAAUUAGAAGAACUGGAGAAGCAGAUCUGGGUCUGUCGCAUCGCACAACAAGCGCUAUGCGCAGAUGAGGGGUCAGACGAGUCCAGGUCAUCCUCCCAUGCUGUAGUGAACGGGGAUCUUUCCUUUGAUCACUUAGCUAAGGAAUUUUCUUUUUCAAAGCUGCCUGCUCUGAACACGCCAAAGUACUUAAAACUAGAAGGUCUUGCAUUCAGAGAGUCUCAACAGACCUUGACCAGUGAGGAGGAGGAAUCGCUCCAGGUUCUGAUCGGGCGCCUCCUUGACGAAGGCAGCGUGCAUGAAGCCAGCCGGGUUUGCCAGUAUUUCCACUUCUACAACAGAGACGUUUGGCUGGUGUUGCACUGCAGAGCUCUGGCUGCCGGGGAGGCCGAGCUGGACAAAUUACACACAGAUAUUCAGACUCUCCUUGUAGCAAGAGAAGAGACACCUGAAAGCUGCGCAGCUCAGCCGAGCAGGGUCCCCAGUGCAUCAAGCUUAGAAGACUGGACACACAUCACGGCUCCAUCUCUGGAGGAUCGAGUGGUCGCCAGUCUGAAGGCUCUCACAGAUGAAUGUGUCCAUGGCAGAAACUACUGCAGACAGGUUCUCUGUCUAUAUGAACUUGCUAAGGAACUGAACUGCUCCUACAGUGACGUGUCAGCGCGCGACCCCGAGACGGUGCUGGGAGCGAUCCUGUCGUCCCGCCGGCCCGACCGGUGCAGCAGGGCCCGGGCGUUCAUCGCUGCGCAGGGAAUCCUGCCCGAGACCGUGGCCGAGCUGGUGGCUGAGGAAAUCCUGCGGGAGUUACUGGCGUCUUCAGAAGGGAAAGGACAGAAGCAGGUUUGGAGCCCCGCAGCUGAGAGCCAGGCGUUCCUGCAGCUCGCCAAGCUGGGCCAGGACCACACGCUGGUCGGCAUGAAACUGCUGGGCAAAGUUCCCUGUGUCCCACGCGGGGAGCUGGCAUGCAUUACAGAAUUGCUGAUUUUGGCCCAUAACUGCUUUAGUUUGACUUGCCACAUGGAAGGAAUCACCAGGGUCCUGCAAGCAGUGCGGCUUCUCACAGACGAGCAUUUGGCACCUAAUGAAGAGUACGGGCUCGUGGUUCGUCUUCUCACUGGAAUUGGCAGAUACAAUGAAAUGACCUACAUAUUUGAACUGCUGCACGAGAAACACUACUUUGAAGUGCUCAUGAGAAAGAAAUUAGACCCGAGCGGGACGCUGAAGACGGCUCUGCUGGAUUACAUCAAGCGCUGCCGCCCCGGGGACAGCGAGAAGCACAACAUGAUCGCGCUCUGCUUCAGCAUGUGUCGGGAAAUCGGGGAGAACCACGAGGCUGCCGCUCGCACGCAGCUGAAACUCAUCGAGUCGCAGCCCUGGGAGGACUCUCUUCGAGAUGUUGCCAGCUUAAAGAAACUGCUGAUGAAAGCUCUGACCCUUUUUAUUGAUGCUGCAGAAAGUUAUUCUAAGGAGUCCUGUGUGCGCCAGGCCCUUCGCUGCACUCGGCUGACGAAGCUCAUAACCCUCCAGCUGCACUUUCUCAACAUGGGGCAGAGCACAAUGCUGAUCAACCUGGACAGACAGAGCCUGAUGGGCUCCAUCCUGGCCUUGCCCAGAUUCUACCAGGCAGCCAUCGUGGCCGAGGCGUACGAGUUCGUUCCAGAUUGGGCUGAAGUUCUGUACCAACAAGUGAUCACCAAGGGAGACUUCACUUACUUAGAAGAAUUUAAACAGCAAAGGCCGCUGAAGCCUGGUGUAUUCGAGGAGAUUGCAAAGAAAGUUAAACAACACCCGCCAACUGAUGCUGCUCUGAAAAAUCUGAAGAAACUGCUCACGUACUGUGAAGAUAUCUACACAUACUACAGACUGGCUUACGAUCACAAGUUCUACGAUGUGGUGAACACGCUGCUGAAGGACACACAGACCGGCUGCUGCCUUAACGACAUGUUGUCCAACUAGAGUCCAGCACCUGGCUCCACAGGUCAUGGCAUGAAAGGAGAACUUGGAGCUGCGCUGAGAAUGACCAUCCCUGAGCCUGGAACAAUUUGGGACCAUUUCCAAUGGGGAAGGCAGUACACGUGGAUCCUGGCUGUGUUGGGAAACACCUGAGAAAAGCGCAAGCUGUACCUGCAGGACUGGAACACAAUACCUGGUAAGAGCCACCCUCAAAUACACCAAGGUACGUAUGAGCCGCUGAGUGCAGCAGUUCCAGUAAAAGAUAAAGUUCCUCAAAAGAACUGGUCCCAAGACAGCCACAGUGAAGUCCUCAAUAGUGAUUUUUAUUAAAUUAGUUGCUUUAUAAAACAUUGCAGAUGUCAUAGUUGUUAACAUAACAAUUUGCCCAACUGUAACUGUUGCAGUUUGCUAAGCAAGUUUUUGUUUUAAAAUGAAGGAAAAUGACUGAGUUGUGAAAGAUCUCCCACAACCCAUAAAAGACCAAAAGGAAGUUUUGUUUUCUUACACUUAAACCAGGCAAUUAACUGUUAAAGAAUACCCAACCCAUACAGCUGCAUUAGUAGAAAUUUAGAUCAAUGGAAACUAAACUUCAUACUCAAGACACAAGUUGUGUUUUUCAAAGCAUCUCCCCGUGCCCUGACCCACCUGGUGUUUGCAGUGGGGCUCUCGGCUGCUGCGUGUCCUCCCGCUGAAGCCGGCAGUUCCCUGCACAAUAUACUGAAAACCUCAAGCUCUAACUCAAGACAAAGCAAUUGUAAUACUAAGUGCACACCACGCCUUGCUGCAAACUGCUGCUGUCACCAAACAAGUCACCCUGGAGGUACAGUUAAGGCCGUAUCGCUGAGCUGUGCUGGUUAUAAUACUUUUUGUCUGUUGGAAUUAAUUUCCAAUUUACUUGCUGUUACUAUAAAAUAGCAACAGUUACCAUUAUCAGAAUUUUGGGGGGUUGAACUCCAAUUUGCAGAGGUUUUAAGUGUCCUUAUUGUAACCCCCCCUGGAUGCCCAGUGCAUGAGCACAGACCUGUCCAGAGCUCAACCACCAGCACAGAGAUACUGCAGUUCUGAUUGUAGCAUUUGGCAGAAUUUAAAGGAAGAAAAGUUGUGCUACAUGUUUAAGGGAUUGUGGGCAACAGAAAGACAACAGAAGGGGAGAUUAAUGUCACAUGAAGUCUUCAAAGUCUUGUACGUAUUCUCCAUCGUAUCCUCCGUAAUCAGCCAGGUCAUCUUUCAUAGUAGCCUUUAAACCACCACCGGGCACAACACCUUUUUUCUUCUUUUUGGCUUUAUUCUGCUUAAAGAGGAAGAGCAUGUUUACUUUAAAAUCCGUACUCAUUUGUCCUGACUCCAGGGUAAUACCACGUCUCUGAGGGGUGAGCAUUGGUGUGCACGUGCCUUUGCCACCAUUUCUACCCCUCGUUUCCUCCCACAACAGGACCUGCUCAGGUAAAGCUGUGACAUUUCCAGGUGUCCCCCAGCUCCCGCAUCACACACUUGCCCAAACUAUUCUAUGAUUUAUCAUCUGUUGCCUUUCAUCCUGUUUUACACAGACUCUGAACAAGCAAAACUAGGUAAAUGCAAAGUCUGGUGUCGAGUUCUGUGACAUUACCAAAUGAUUUUAUCCCCAGCGUGGCUGCGUGUCUUCCUUGCAAAAAAAAAAAAUCAAAGUUCUAGACAAACUUACAAAACAUUUCACAGUAAAGCUUUUCUUCACUGGAUUGUGUAGGUACAGCUUUCAGUGGUUGACCAAACUGAUUUACAGGAAAAGCCAGGAGAGAAGAGUAUAAAAAUUGCGCUUUGCCACAUAAGCCCCUUCAGCUGCAGAAAUACACACAGUUCUUACCUUUUCUUGUUUUUGUUUUUCACUGCAUAGUACUGUCAAAGUAUUCGUGAUCUUUUUCAGAUCAUCAACUUCCACUGCAUCGGGGGAGAAAAAAAAAUAUUCCUCAGCAACAUGGUUCUUAGAAGACAGUUAAAUAAUCCCACAGCAAUAUUCUCUAAAAACUAGAAAUAAGCAUUAAGUAUAGGCAAUUACCUGAUUGAAAUAAUCAAAACACAGACUGGGUAAUUCACAAUUACUAUUUCCCAUGGUUUCUUGUAAGCAGCUUGUAUGUUGUAGAAGGUAAAACUUGUAAAUUAAGAGUUACUGAACACAAAAGUCUUAAUGAGGAGGCAUUUGAACAGUAAACUACGGAUACACUGAAAGCCAGUAAAAGAUAUCAAAAGUACUUCAGCCAACCAGAGCAGUGGGAAAAAGAGUUUGAGUUCUUUUGUCUCUGUAUCAUUAUAUGUUGAAUUCCAGAACAAUUAAUUUUGCAGUCCUGGAGUUACAUGAACUGAAUUUUAUAACAGUUUCCCUCCAAAUGAGCUACUCAAGUUAUCUGGCUCAGAGAACUUUUUAAAUGUUAUUAUUUUUUAAAUGGCUUCAAGAAAAACAUGCAAGAUUUAGAUCAGCAUAAAAAUUCCCACUUUUGAGGAUGACUGCCUUUAACUUCAAGACACGCGUCUUUAGCUGACCUGCAGAAACUCUUGGACCAGCACACAGCCUGUAAGAAAGUUUGUGGGGAUGGAACUGGAUGCUGCUCAGGGUAACAGAUUAGUCCCUCAUUUAGUGUAAACUACACAGUGCAAACCACAGCUUGAUUUAAUGUUCGCUGCAUCAGCAUGUUUCCAACUUCAACUCCACUGCACUGUUGGUAGCAGUGUAUUCUAGGAUGUCUUUGGUUUAACUUACAUGAAAUACAUACGUCUCGAACUAACGCUUCCAAAAAACUGGCAUAAUGUAACGAUUUUUCAUACUGUGUGAUUUUCUCUUUUAGUAGUUUGCCAAAUUCCGUAAAGUCGUCUUUUGAAGAGGGAUUCAUGGCAUCUAUUCCACAAGCGUUAUUUACAC
Columba livia (rock pigeon) is the source of this 10428-nucleotide messenger RNA. It is a transcript of the gene SPG11, whose product is annotated as SPG11 vesicle trafficking associated, spatacsin. The record is from RefSeq and is a predicted model, not a curated record. Lineage: Eukaryota; Metazoa; Chordata; Aves; Columbiformes; Columbidae. Gene Ontology annotation, cellular component: cytoplasm; axon; synapse. Gene Ontology annotation, biological process: synaptic vesicle transport; axon extension; axo-dendritic transport. The transcript has 41 exons. Bases 282 to 7541 code for a protein of 2419 amino acids.